Molecule: messenger RNA, 312 nt
Organism: Mesorhabditis belari
Lineage: Eukaryota; Metazoa; Nematoda; Chromadorea; Rhabditida; Rhabditidae
Source: the annotation of a GenBank genome assembly
AUGACUUUUGCCUUUCGUUUGUUAUUAUUCCAAACACUUUGGGCUGUUCAUCGGCUACAAUGUGUCACUAAUACACAAGAAGAUAUUUGGUGUGGAUGUGGAUACGGGAGAUCGGCACUUGGACCUUGUGUUGGUGGUGAUUGUCCGGCUGGAUACAUGUGCAUUUGCGACUAUUGCUGUGAGGGUUGUUUGGAUGAUUGUUACGAUUGUGCUUUGUAUCAACAGUAUUGUGAAAAUUUAAACUAUUGCGAUUUGAGACAAAAAUGUAAGCGAACGUGUGGGAUUUGUCAGGAUAACACAACGACAACAACA